AUGGCAGUGUCAGAGGACGACAAGGCCAAGGCCACUGCGUUGAAGAACCAGGGCAAUGAGGCCUUCAAGAAGCACGACUGGCCCACCGCCAUAGACUUCUACACCCAGGCGAUCGAAGUCGACGAUACAGAGCCGACAUAUUUCGCGAAUCGAGCGCAGGCCUACCUCAAGACUGAGGCGUUUGGUUAUGCAAUCCAGGAUGCGACCAAGGCGAUCGAGCUGAACCCAGGCUUUGUGAAGGCUUAUUACCGUCGUGCCAUCGCUCAUGCCGCCGUGCUCCGACCCAAGGAUGCCCUCAAGGAUUUCAAGACGUGCACGCAGAUCGAUCCAGGGAAUAAGGAUGCCAAGCUGAAGCUCGUUGAGUGCCAGAAGAUCGUGCGCCAGUUCGACUUCUUCGCCGCUAUCGAGGUCAGCGAUGCGCCAUCGGCUGCAGAAGGUCUCGAUGUGGCCUCGAUGGCUGUCGAGCCAGACUACGACGGCGUAAAACUCGGCGACGAGAUGACGCAGGAGUUCAUUGACGACAUGGCAGAGCGGUUCAAGAAUGGCAAGAAGAUACACCGGAAAUAUGUAUACCAGAUCAUAUUGGCCGUCAGGAAACUUGUGUAUGAUGAGCCGACAAUGGUGGAGGUCAAGAUUCCCGAUGAUGUGCAACUCACAGUUUGCGGUGACACUCACGGCCAAUACUUCGACCUUAUGGAGCUCUUCAGAUUAAACGGAUCUCCCAGCGAAAAGCACUGGUACCUUUUCAACGGCGACUUUGUUGACCGAGGUUCCUGGUCGACCGAGAUCGCAUUGCUGCUCUACGCCAACAAGUGGCACAGACCAAAUGCCUUCUUCUUGAACCGUGGCAACCACGAGACAGACGACAUGAACAAGGUCUAUGGUUUCGAGGGUGAAUGCAAGGCCAAGUACAACGAGCGCAUCUUCAAGCUCUUCUCCGAGAGUUUUUCAGCGCUACCUUUGGCUACCCUGAUUGGCGACAAAUACUUUGUGCUUCACGGUGGCCUCUUCUCUGAUGACAACGUCACCUUGGAUGACAUCCGAAAACUGAACCGCCACAAGCAGAAGCAGCCAGGACAGGCAGGCCUGAUGAUGGAGAUGCUGUGGACGGACCCACAGACCGAGCCUGGUCGCGGACCCAGCAAGCGCGGUGUUGGCAUGCAGUUCGGACCUGAUGUCACAAAACGGUUCUGCGAGAAGAACGGGCUUGAAGCCAUCAUCAGAAGCCACGAAGUUCGCAUGGAAGGCUACGAAGAAGAGCAUGACGGAAAAUGCAUCACUGUGUUCUCGGCUCCGAAAUACUGCGACAUGACGGAGAACAAGGGCGCUUACAUCAACAUUGGCCCCGAAUACAAGCUCGACUUCAAGAAGUUUGACGCUGUCCCUCACCCCAAUAUUCGACCAAUGGCCUAUGCAAACAGCUCCAUCAUGUCGUCUCUGAUGUGA
Diaporthe citri is the source of this 1446-nucleotide messenger RNA. RefSeq lists its product as uncharacterized. Gene Ontology annotation, molecular function: protein serine/threonine phosphatase activity; protein binding. The coding region runs from base 1 to 1446 and encodes 481 amino acids. Gene Ontology annotation, cellular component: nucleus; cytosol. Lineage: Eukaryota; Fungi; Ascomycota; Sordariomycetes; Diaporthales; Diaporthaceae. The transcript has 6 exons. The record is from RefSeq and is a predicted model, not a curated record.